GCCGGCUGUCCCGGAGACAUGGCGGGGCGGAGCCGAAGCCACCGCCUCCCGUGCCAUAUAAGCCAAGUUUCGUUCCUGUUUUGGGCUCCUUGGGCUGUCCUUGCCGUCGGUUUCGGGUUGCCAGGAGGCUGGCCCGCUCGGCCGGAGCCAUGGAGCCGUGGGGGGAGCGGCUGUCUUUCCAGGCCUUCCUCCGCCAGCUCCCACCCGGGGCGGCGUAUGGCUACCGCGGGGAGAGCCCCGAGGGGCUGCGCCAGAGGGAGUUCGCCAGGCUAGGAGGAAUCACUUACCUUGACCAUGCAGGAACGGCACUCUUCCCACAGAGUUUACUGAAAACCUUCACUGAGGACCUCUGUGAAAAUGUUUAUGGAAAUCCUCACAGCAAGAACAUCAGCAGUAAAGUUACAUAUGACACUAUCGAACACGUCCGAUACAGGAUAUUGCAGCACUUCAAUACAACGACAGAAGAUUACACUGUCAUUUUCACCUCAGGAAGCACAGCAGCGCUGAAGCUCAUUGCAGAAGCUUUUCCCUGGGCACCUGAAAUUUCAGAGAAUCCUGGCAGCCGGUUUUGCUACCUCACUGACAGCCACACAUCUGUAAUAGGCAUGAGAGGGGUUCCUGCUGCAAAGAAUGUCUUGUUUGUUCCAGUAAAGCCAAAGGACAUGUUUUCAGACGUCAAUGGCAUGAUAGCUGAAGAGAAGAGCUGCCAAACGCUUCAUCUUUUCUGUUAUCCUGCUCAGAGUAAUUUUUCAGGGACUAAGUAUCCCCUUGAGUGGAUAGAACAGAUAAAAUCUGGAAAGCUCUGCCCCAUCAAGGUUCAGGGGAAAUGGUGUAUAGUCUUGGAUGCAGCCUCUUACGUCAGCACCUCUCCAUUAGACCUAAGUGCUCAUCCAGCAGAUUUUGUGCCACUGUCAUUCUAUAAGAUAUUUGGAUUUCCCACUGGUUUAGGUGCCCUGCUGGUAAAGAAUGACAUUGCUUCUUGCUUAAAGAAAACCUAUUUUGGAGGAGGAACAGCAGCUGCAUAUCUAGCAGAAGAGGAUUUUUAUUUACCAAAACAAUCAGUGGCUGAAAGAUUUGAGGAUGGUACAGUUUCUUUCCUUGAUAUUGUUGCACUGAAGCAUGGAUUUGAUGCCUUGGAAAGACUUACAGGUGGAAUGGAGAACAUAAAACAACAUACAUUUGCUUUAGCUCACUACACCUAUAGAGUUCUCUCUUCCUUAAAAUAUGCUAAUGGAGUACCUGUUGUGCAAAUUUACAGUGAUACUGACUUCAGUAGCCCAGAUGUCCAGGGUCCAAUCAUUAAUUUUAAUGUACUGGAUGAAAAUGGAGAUAUAGUUGGUUAUUCCCAGGUAGACAAGCUGGCUGGACUCUACAACAUCCACUUGCGCACGGGAUGUUUUUGUAAUACUGGAGCUUGUCAACAGCAUUUGGGGAUCACCUCUGAUGACAUCAGAAAGAACCUCCAGGCUGGUCACAUUUGUGGAGAUGACAUUGAUAUAAUUGAUGGAUGUCCCACUGGUUCAGUGAGAAUCUCCUUUGGCUAUAUGUCAACAUUUGAAGAUGCACGUACUUUUCUGAACUUCAUUAUAACCACCAGACUCUCUGGCUGCAGUGUAGUUCAUGUCCCAAGAGAGAAUAUUUCAGAGUCUCUAGCAUCUGCUCAAGAUAAUAGCCACACUUCUAAUAGCAACGGUGUAAAAAGCAUGCCUCUCAAAAGGAUAAUCAAGGAUUCCCAGCAUAGUACUCCUUCAGCUCCAGUGAUUAUGCCAACCAAUCUACAGCCCACAAAGAGGCAUCCAGAAAGAGGCCUGCCUGAUGUUUUUGGAACGUCAGCGGAAGCACAGCUGCAUGGUAGAAGGCCAGUCACUGUAACCAACAUUUAUCUCUACCCAAUCAAAUCAUGUGCUGCUUUUGAGGUUAUAGAGUGGCCUAUUGGCAAUCAAGGCUUGUUGUAUGACCGCAGUUGGAUGGUUGCAAAUCAGAAUGGAGUAUGCAUUACUCAAAAGCAGGAACCAAGACUGUGCCUUGUACAACCCUUGAUUGACCUGGAGCAGGAUGUGAUGAUCAUCCAGGCAGAAGGGAUGGAGCCUAUCUCUGUGUCCUUAGAAGAAAACAGUGGAGGCCUAACCAAGAUCUGUCAAAGCAAAGUCUGCUCGCAUAGAGUACAGACAUAUGACUGUGGAGAAAGAGUGGCUGAUUGGUUUUCUACAUUUCUUGGCCGGCAGUGUCGCCUCAUCAGGCAGAGUUCAGACUCCCAAAGAAAUGCUAAUAAGAAAGAUGAAACAGUACAGACAUAUGACUGUGGAGAAAGAGUGGCUGAUUGGUUUUCUACAUUUCUUGGCCGGCAGUGUCGCCUCAUCAGGCAGAGUUCAGACUCCCAAAGAAAUGCUAAUAAGAAAGAUGAAACAGCUGCAGCUGCGCCACUGUCUCUAGUGAAUGAAGCACAGUAUCUCCUUGUAAACAGGACAAGUAUUUUAAAACUGAAAGAUCAAGUUGCUGAAAGAUUAGGUGAACCGCUUCUCAUGGAACAACUCAUUGGUCGCUUCCGUGCCAACAUUGUCAUCAGUACGAAUGAGCCAUUUGAAGAAGACCUGUGGGAGGAGAUUGCUGUUGGUACUCUCACUUUCAAGGUCAUGGGCCCUUGUCACAGGUGUUUAGUUAUCUGCAUUGAUCAACAAACCGGCCAACGGAACAAGGAAUUUCUUCAGAGCCUGUCUGCCAUUAAAGACAGAAAGACAAACUUUGGAAUAUACCUCAUGAACUACCCUGGGAGACCAAUCUCCAGUCCAGCAAUCUUGUCAGUGGAAUCUCCAGUACUGACAAUGGUUAAGAAGAGCACCACAUCUUCAUCACCCAUUGAAAAGCAAAAGUCAGGAUGAUUCCUCUGUUAAGUCUGCAAAUGGAGCCAUCUUGCAGAGUGUUCAAAUUUGUUCUGAACAUGGAAAGCUUUCUCCAAUAUUGUCAGUAAAAUGUCAACUGUUUGCGAACAAUCAAUAAUCAAGUGGCAUAUCAAGUCAAACUGCAUUUCCUUUUGUGAUUCUUUAGAGUAGUUUUCUUUAAAAUAGGACAGCAUCAAAAAAAAAAAGAUAUAUUGCAGGGUAAUAUAUUUGCAUUCAGAGUUUCCACAAAGACCAUAUCAUAUGCAAAAUAUGGAUUUCUUUUGAGGGGUGUUCACCUAGAGGCACAAAGGUAGGAGCAACAACAGGAUGGCUGGGGUAAAAAGGUUGCAAGAGAACAAUGAAUCUGCAUAAAGUUGCAGUUUCUCUAAGUGAAUGAAGGCACAGGAUUACAGAGUGGGAUCCCUAGCAAAGAAACAAGAUGGACACAGCUCUUAAACUCUUUCAUUCACAAUUAUACUUUGAGGUUGUUUCUUUCUAUACCUUUCAUACAGAAAUUAACUGCAUCUGUUGAGGAUAAGCUUCAUUCCUAACUGUGUCCUCACUCACAAUUCUUGUUCAUGCUAGAGUGAGCAGGAAAAGCAUGGGUGUCCCUUUCUUAUUUUUAGUAAAAACGCUAACAUUAACUUCUCAAUUUUCGUACUUUUCCUAACGUCAUCCAUUUUAU
Pogona vitticeps (central bearded dragon) is the source of this 3564-nucleotide messenger RNA. NCBI's taxonomy places the organism in Eukaryota, Metazoa, Chordata, Lepidosauria, Squamata, Agamidae. The record is from RefSeq and is a predicted model, not a curated record.